Molecule: messenger RNA, 1022 nt
Organism: Olea europaea var. sylvestris
Lineage: Eukaryota; Viridiplantae; Streptophyta; Magnoliopsida; Lamiales; Oleaceae
Exons: 6
Coding region: 136-864 (242 amino acids)
Cellular component (GO): cytosol; ribonucleoprotein complex
Molecular function (GO): mRNA binding
Source: RefSeq, a predicted model, not a curated record
UCAAGUGCUUCUGUCAUUGAUGAUACUGUUGCUGGAGUUGCUGUUUCUAAACCUUCCAACCCUCCACAGGAGAAUGUGCUUCCAAUUGUUGAAACCCCAGUAAAGGAGGAUGCCAAGAAAAUUACUUAUGCUUCAAUGGUGUCAAAAGCAAGUUCUAUUACUUCUCCAAUCCUUGCACCUGCCAACAAAACUGUAAGGGCUUCUACAAAUACUAAGCAACAAUUGGUCGCCCCUCCAGUACCUAAAUCACCAACUCAUCUUGGUGACGAUGCAUCCAAAAUUUCAACUCCUAGCAAUCAUGCAUCUAAGUCCCCGACUCUCCCAAGCAAAGUUGGACUUAAGGUCUCGACUCGUAGCGAUAGUCCACCUAAUGCUAGUACCUUUGGAGAAGCUAGAGGAAUAUAUAUUGGAGGAUUGCCCUACAAUAUAACAAAAAAUUCACUGGUAGAAGUCGUUAGACAAUUUGGGCAAGUCAAACGAAUUAAUGAUUGUGUCCAGAUCAAAAAGCACGAGGACGGAUUUUGUUGUGGGUUUGUGGAAUUUGAAUCCUCAGAUGCUGCACGACGUGCAGUCGAGGCUCAUCAUGUUACUUUUGGUGAAAAAGAAGCCUAUAUAAUGUAUAAGAGAUCAAAUCGAGGUGGCAACCGUGAAGGGGCGUCUGUACCAGCAAGAGGUGGUUUCCGAAAUGGCAAUUUCAGGGGACGGGAAAAUGUUGAAGUUAAUAACCGAAGGUUUCAGAAUGGAAACCAGACUCAUUUUAGAAAUGGCAAAACUAGCACUUCUCAACGUAGCACAGAAGUCGAUCAUUUUACAAGCGAGAAAGAGGGUCAAGGAGUGGUGGCCAGCAACGGAGUCCUGAAUUAAUCUUCCUAGAUUCUAGAUUGUCGUCAGGAUUUUUGGUUUUUCAUAGAAUCAUACCUUUUAUCUGCUAUACUUCAUAAUCAUGAAUUUUGAAAAAUUCUUUUUGUCAAGAAAAACAUCAUGCAGGUUGUUGUCCAUUAAGAACUUAGUAUUCUGUUGCA